CAUCCAUAUAACACCAUGGCAAAAUCAAGGAUUGUGUUUAGGGAUGUGAUCGUGGUAGGGGCAGGCUGGUCGGGUCUUUUGGCUUGUAAAUGCAUGUUAGAGGAAGGUUUAACUGUAAUGGCAUUAGAGAAGCGCUCUGACGUGGGCGGGCUGUGGUGCUACACUGAAGAUUCAGAUGUGAUUACCGUCAUGAGGAACACGAAAACCACUUCUUCUUCGUCCGUAACUGAGAUGUCCGACUUUCCGAUGCCCGAGGAGAUUGGCCAAUUUCCAAAGCACGAGGAUGUACUCAAGUAUUUGAAGUCUUACUGUGAUACUUUUCAUUUAUGGCUGCAUAUUCGCCUUGAUCAUUGCGUGACGAAAGUAACGAAAGACGGCGAACUUUGGCGAGUGAAGUGCGAGAACGGCCGACAGUACACGAGCAAGUUUCUGAUUGUGUGUACGGGAAGCGUUCAGAAGCCCAACCGCGAUCUUCAGCAUUCGUUACUUAAAGACUUUGUCGGAGAAAUUCGCCAUAGCUCCGAGUUCAAGACGUUUAUUCCCGAACAUGCUAAUAAACGCGUAAUGCUGAUUGGUGGUGGAGAAACAGCAAGUGAUGUUGUCGAGGAAUGGUACGAUCACGUUUCACGCCUAAUUUGGUGUAUACCACGUGGGAUGCAUUUCUUCCGGAAGUUUGCAAAAAUUCUUCCUCAUCGUCAUCCUCAGGCUCUGGACAAAGCUUCCUCUAGAGUUAUGAAGUUUAUUGCUCCCUUCACGAGGAGUAAACCAGGUUUGGCAUGGAUCUGCAAAUGGACCGCAAACGGUUCUCUUCUUGCCUAUCAAGGCCAUGGUAUUGCUGAGUGGAAAAAUGAUGCUAAAUUCUUUCGCUUCUUCAUCAACAAAAAUGGGCACGUGUUGGAUAAAGUGGAUUACCAACGUUGCAUUCCUAAGGGAGCCAUUAAGAGAAUUAAAGGAAACAGGAUCACCUUUAAUGACGGUACUGAAGAAGUUGUUGACGUAAUUAUCCAAUGCACAGGGUACAGAACAGAAUUCCCCCUCCUUCCGGAAGAAUUCCGAAACGUUUCUCUCGUGGAUAACUACAAAUACAUCUUUAACAUUGAAGACCCAACAUUGACAUUUGUUGGCUACGUUCGUCCUGUAGUCGGCUCGAUCUCGGGAAUAACGGAGAUUCAGUCGCGUUUCGUCGGAAAAGUGUUCUCGGGAAAGUGUCGCCUUCCAUCGAGAGACCAACGUUACCAGGAGGCUACUAAGGACAAGGAAUUCUGGGACGACUUCUUCAAAGACUCAUCCCGAAGAUUGGUUACCUUGGUGGAUGGGUACACCUAUAUUGAUGAUAUCGGCAGCCUGUGUGGAAUAAAGCCAGACUACUGGAGGCUGCUGAGGCGCAAUCCUCGCGGCUGGUUGUUGGCUUUGUUCGCACCAUUCAGUGGAUGCUCAUUUCGUCUUAAUGAACCUGAAAGUGAAGCUGAGGCCUUGGAACAUUUGAAGGAACACAUGAGUGACACCCUAAGUCCCGCGCAUUUGCUGUUGAUAGCGUUCCUUCGCUUCAUCUGGUUCGACUUUUGGCUUAACAUUCUCAGUGAGAUUAAAUACAGGAUUCAAUGCGCUGGCUGGUGGAAGAAGAUUAGGGAAUGUCAACUCGUGCACAUCCUAAAUUGGUGUUGGCAAGCCCCCAAGCGAGUGCUGUUUGACAAUGCAACCAGAGCUUAA
This is a messenger RNA of Pocillopora verrucosa, 1710 nucleotides long. Its product is annotated as 4-hydroxybenzoate brominase (decarboxylating)-like. Lineage: Eukaryota; Metazoa; Cnidaria; Anthozoa; Scleractinia; Pocilloporidae. Gene Ontology annotation, molecular function: flavin adenine dinucleotide binding; N,N-dimethylaniline monooxygenase activity; NADP binding. The record is from RefSeq and is a predicted model, not a curated record.